GAACACACGUGCAGGGCCCACUUAAACCGCUAACUCGGAGACCAAGUGAGAAAGUCAGUCAACUCUCUGGAGACAGGCCUACCUGGAUAAACAUGAGUGAACAAGGCGGUGGAGAUUUGCCGGAGCCCAAAAUUGAACAGCUCAUGGCCAAGCUAAGGAUGCUUCAACAAGAGAGGAGACAACUUGAAGAGGAAGUCAAAGGUGCCCAGUCUGUGCAUGAUAAUUUGCAAAAGGAGCUUGCAGAUUUACAAACCGAAGCUAAUGAACUGGAAGGAAUCCAUAAAGAUAAGAAAGAUGCAUCCAGCAAGCUGCAGUUGCAAUGUGAAGACUCUGAGCAGGACUUGAACAGGCAGUUGAAGCAGAACAAGACGAGCGAGGAAUUGCUGGAACACUACAGAUGUGAAAUAGAGGAAGUGAAGCUGAAACACAGGAAAUUGCGAAUGAGAUUUGAAAACCAACUUAUGCAACUGAUAGAGCAGCACAAGCAACUCGACUAUGUCUUUAAUCAAAAGAGACUCCCAGAUGAGUUGAAGAAAGCUGAAGACAUAAAACAUCAGUUGUCAUCAGCUGAACAAGUGAAGUUGGCUCAGCUGGACAAACUGGACGAAGAGUUGGAGGAGGCGAAGAAACAGAAGCAGUUUGAGACUGAAGAUGCACAGAUUCUUGAGUAAACUGAAUGACUUGCUUCUAGUUUUGGGGAUUUAGAGUGACCAGCUCUUUGUGUUGUUUCGAGCCUGGUCUCUUGCUCAGGGAUGAGGCUCGAUGGACAUUUACAAUGUUACAUUUCCUUUAUGCAAUUGUUAAGAUUUCCUGAGUGAGAUAUUUUUAAACACUCAACUUACAUGUUUUACACUGUCUAAGAUACCUGCUUUUUAAGUAUUUAAUGAACUCAUUCUGAGAUUUAACCAUAUUUAUUGUCUAAAUUGUUCAUAACCUUUAUGUGGUUUUAGCUUUAGAUCUGAAAAAUGUUGAACUUUUUGAUCUGUAUUAAGAUAUUCUUUUCUGAUGUUAUAUCCACACAAGUUUUCCAUAUAAAAAUGUAACAGCUGCAA
This is a messenger RNA of Gambusia affinis (western mosquitofish), 1052 nucleotides long. RefSeq lists its product as uncharacterized. Lineage: Eukaryota; Metazoa; Chordata; Actinopteri; Cyprinodontiformes; Poeciliidae. Bases 93 to 671 code for a protein of 192 amino acids. The record is from RefSeq and is a predicted model, not a curated record. The transcript is spliced from 9 exons. Gene Ontology annotation, biological process: synaptonemal complex assembly. Gene Ontology annotation, cellular component: synaptonemal complex.